AUGGCAGAUUGGGAUCCUGACUUUCCGCCCGCGGUGAACCUCCUGAACAACCGUGGCGAGACAGGCUUGCACGUCGCGGCAUCUGCAGAUGACUUGGACCUGUGCAAGUUGCUGCUUACCUUCCAAGCGCGCAUCAAUGAUGCAGAGUGCUUCCCUCAUCCGUUCUCGGUGGAAGAUGCAGCGGUUCUGCUCAAGUGGCGUGCAGAGGCCAAUGCAGUUGAUUCUGAAGGAGCAACGCCUUUGGCGCUGGCAGCCGUGCUUGGAGCACCCCAGAUGAUUCAGUUCCUGUUGAAGCAAGGUGCAUCGCCUCAAGUCUGCAGGAGCCUUUUGCCAAAGGUGGCCCAUGCUCCCAGUCGUGCAAUCCUACAGAAAAUUCUUUGA
Molecule: messenger RNA, 381 nt
Organism: Symbiodinium pilosum
Lineage: Eukaryota; Dinophyceae; Suessiales; Symbiodiniaceae
Source: the annotation of a GenBank genome assembly